GUUUGGGCCAGUAGUUGUGGAAAAAUCUCAUCAUGAAACACUCAUUUAGGGAAAAAUCAAGCAUUUGGUUCGGUUUGGCCAAUCCUCAAAGCCGCCCGUUGUGAUGUGGUGUGCACAUGGUAUGAUGUUCACAUGUUUGCGUUAUGUCACGCCAGUCAACGUUUCAAGCUCUUCACGCUAACCCCGUGUUUUGCUUGCCGAGACAGAAUUAUAUAUUGACUCUCCAAAGUGGCCACGACGAUGAGCUGAUGCCAUAACGAUGCCUGUCGCUGUUGGAAUAAAGGAGAUUUCCGCUUUCUGUUCUUAGUGAAAGGAAGACUGAUUUGGCACACCGAGAGAGAAGCCAUCGUAAGAAUCUUAUUAUAGAGAAGCAUUUGUCACAUGAAAAGAAUUUGCUGUGGCGGAACAUAAUCUCAAAUCGAAGUCAAAUUUCACCUCGAUACACAGACACACGAAAACACAAAGAAUGAAAAUAUUGAGCUUCCUUCGAAGACUAGUGAUAGUAACUUUUUUUAGGAGAAAUUUCUUUUUCAUUCGCUUGUUCGGUAUCCUUGCCAUAGCUUCUAUGCUGAUUUCGCUUCUGUUCUUAGUUCACGUCAACGAACAUGAGAAAAUAAGUGUUACUCAAGAAAGAUUACAACGUGAUAUUGAGAUGGAAACGAAAUUUGCAGAGAUAAAGAGACGCGUAAAGAAAAUGAAAAAAAUUGGGCCGAAAGCGUGGGAACAUAUUCUAUCCGAUCCACCGCCGUUGUCUCAUAGACCUGGGGAUUAUUCACUCAAGAAAAACGGUGAUAAAAAGUCGUCCUUGCGACGAAGCUCAGAGAAAGGGGGUAACUCAGUAGCCCGUGGCUCAGAGCGCACAAAGAAAUCAGAGUUUUCCGCUGUUUGGGAUACAUGGAGUAACCGUCAAAGGGCACGAAGGACUGUUAAAGAAGUCAAACCAACCGGAGAUGUGAAGAACGAUUAUCAAUCACAAAUAUUCGCCACUGGCAAUGUAGUGAAAGACAACACAAGGGAAUUCAACACUUUUACUAGACGAUCAGAAGCGAUAUUCACCGCCACCCCAACGGUUUACAAGGAAAAAGAAACUACACUUGCAAAAUAUCAGUCAAAUUUUGUAAAGGACUCACACUUAGUGCCCGACGCGAACAGGCAUAGAAAUGUUGAAGAUAAAUUGCAUAACACGGAUGUGACUGUAAUUCGAGCUACGGAACAAAGAACAUUGACCGCGCAGAUUAAUUCCCCAGUAAUGCGUAAUUUAUAUGAGCGACAGAACACUGGCAAAUCCCAAACAACAGGCGACAAGCAAGUGGAAACUUCGAAUAGAAAGGAAAUUGCGGCUGUGAGGAUUAGAAAUUCAGAAACUUCAACACCAGCCAAUAAAGAUUCACUCAGACACCCAACUAACGCACUGAGAAAUGUCAAAUUGCAAUCAAGAGCCUCAAGUGUACCUCCUAUCCUCGAAGGAAACAGACCAAAAGCACAUACACCAGUGAUGACAGUAAAACGAGACGUGGAAAAGCCAACAUUAACCUCGCCUAUGGAUUCCCCCGCUCAGGGUUAUUCCUCUGUGCGACAGAAAACUGUCAAAUCCCGAAUAAUAGGAAACAGACAGGCGGAAACAUCCAAUACAAAGGAAAUUGCGGCUAUGAGCAUUAGAGAUUCUGCAACGUUAACGCCAAUCAAUAAAGAUUUACUCCGAUACCCAACCAUCGCGCCGAGAACUGCCAAAAUGCAUUCAAGAAGUACAAUUUUAACUCUCCCAGUCCACGAAGGAAACAAACCAGCAGCCCCAACCCUUGGAAAGCCAAUACAAAAAGUAACCACUCAAUAUACAACCUAUACCUCUCCAGUACAAAGGAAAACUGUUAUUAUUGUAGCAGAGCCGCGCACAGGCUCGUCUUUCCUCGGUGAUGCCUUCAACCAAAAUCCGGACGUUUUCUACUUGUUUGAACCUCUUCAUGGAGUUGUGCUGGACCCAUCGCAACACGAGCGCGACCCGAAACCGAUGCAGUUCCUCGCAGGAAUUUUAGGCUGUAAGUUUCUAUCUCCUAGGUAUGUAAAAGAAAUUCAAGUUUUUCGAAGGUUCUCCAGUAACGCACUGUCUUCACCGCCACUGUGCAGAGAAAAAACUACACCUAAAACGGCGAAGAAAAAUAAGUGCUCCUCAUUGACCACGAAAAACAUGGAAAACGUUUGUAUGUUAGAUUACAGUGUUACAGUUAUUAAGAUUCUCACUUCUAGAAUACCUAAAAGCAGGGUCGAGUCGCUGUUUCCUCUCUGUAAUUCGAGCGAUUGCUCGAUUAUUUACUUGGUUAGGGAUCCCCGUCCAGUUGUCUUUUCUCAUAUGAAAGUGGGAAUAAAUACAUGGACGUAUUUUAGAGGUCGAGCAAAAGACGGCUCCCCUCACCCCUCUUUGAAGAUGUAUAGUGCCCAGAUCUGUCGUCAAAUUGAAGCGAAUGUGAGAACUUUUCUAGAGCUCACCAACAAAACAAACAAUAGAUACCACAUCCUCCCUUACGAAGACUUAGCUAGAAAUCCAGUUGAAAUUUUGCAAAGGAUGUACAAAAUAUCUGGAAUUACAAUGCAUAAUGAUACUCUUAACUGGAUCAAAAAUCAUACGUCAGAGCAAAAUGUUCCGUCAAAUAAUGUGAAAGGUUAUAACUUCUCCACAAAGCGGAACUCCAAGGCUAACGUGGAUAACUGGAGGUUUGAAGUGGAUCCCUGCCUCGUUAACAUUAUAGAAGACAGCUGUCGUCCUUUAAUGCAGCUUCUAGGUUAUAAACUUCUAAACAGAUCUGAGAAAACGCAGUAUGACCUCACUGUGUCACUUUAUGAUCACAUUUAUAUGAAUACCCAAUGACCCACGUGACGGUUGGCAGAUUUCAGGGUUGGCGAUCGUGAUCGUGAUCAUGAUCCGUGAUUUGAAGACCUUGCGUGAUCCGUGAUCUUCUUGCUGUGGGGUCGUGAACCAUCCGUAACUUUCGUUGAAGAACGUGACUCCGGAAAAUAGAGUCUCGUGUAUCAAUUUUAAAAUUUAUUUCAAGCACUUAUUUGAUCAUUUGGUUAUUUAUACACGGUACCGAUUAAAAGUUACAUAUCCUUUCGUCGGGCCAUAGUUAAAAACAGCAACAGAUGAACUACGUACUAAUUGAAAUUAUCUAUAUAAAUUUGUAUGUUACACGUGCAAGAUUAUACCUAAACUCCUAAACAUUAUCGUUCCUUGACUAUCAUUAAAGAAAUUAAAUACAUUUUUUAAGAGAGCUAAGAGUGGGCUGUUUUGAUUGCUCAAAGGCAAGCUGUUCCAGAAAACAGAACCUCGAUAUUGAAAACUUCAUUUGCUUGCCUCAGUGGUCGGCCAUGGGGCCCUGUUACUUGCCCAACACAUUUUAUUUUUGUUUGUUUAAUUAUUACUAGUUAUCAGUUCGUUACGUUUAAGUUUGAAUUAUUCACGCCGUGACUGCUAGGAAUCAAAUUUCGUCGUAUAACCUUUAAAAUCGAUAUAAUCAGCCUCUACUACGUUUUUAUUUGUUAAGCUAUGUUAUCCGUCGAGCCACGCCAUCUUAAGUUGUGAAAGCUAUCUGUUUCGUUUAGUAAAUAGGCGUUGCCUAUGAUGACAGAUAUAAUUUAAUUAACACAACUCGUGAUU
Molecule: messenger RNA, 3649 nt
Organism: Stylophora pistillata
Lineage: Eukaryota; Metazoa; Cnidaria; Anthozoa; Scleractinia; Pocilloporidae
Biological process (GO): N-acetylglucosamine metabolic process; sulfur compound metabolic process
Molecular function (GO): N-acetylglucosamine 6-O-sulfotransferase activity
Source: RefSeq, a predicted model, not a curated record